Messenger RNA from Enterospora canceri, 204 nucleotides. The record is from the annotation of a GenBank genome assembly. Lineage: Eukaryota; Fungi; Microsporidia; Enterocytozoonidae.
AUGAUCUUCUGUGCUUCUUCCUUGGUCUUGUUCGUUUGUAGUGCCGUGAUUUCUUCAAGUAGCUUUUCUGAUAUGAAAAAUGCGAAUCUCUUUGUUUUGAACAAAUCAGGCACAAAUUGUUUGUGUUUUAUCAUCAAAUUCAACACCGAAAGUGCAGUCGAAUACGUCUUGUUGCAAUGCAUUGCAUGCACCAGAAUCAGAUAG